UCGAACUCUUCUGUGAAGAAGUUGUAUAUUGUACAGUGUUUCCGGUUGAGAAGGAGGUUCCUCAUACAAUAAUAUUUAUUGUCAAAAAAAUGCAGAAUGUGAUUAACGCAGUGAAAGGAUCAGCUCUUAGUGUUGCUGAGAAGUUCACACCUGUAUUGAAGGAAUCCAAGUUUAAAGAGACAGGAGUGAUCACCCCUGAAGAGUUUGUGGCAGCAGGAGACCACUUAGUGCACCACUGCCCCACCUGGCAAUGGUCAACAGGUGACGAGUCCAAAGUGAAACCCUACCUCCCCAAGGACAAACAAUUCCUUAUAACCAGAAACGUGCCGUGUUAUAAAAGGGUGAAACAAGUGGACAGUCAUAAAGAAGAACAGGAGAAGAUUAUAGAGGCAGAUGAUGAAGACGGAGGAUGGGUGGAUACACAUCAUUUCCCAGAUUCAAACACAACCUCCAUUCAGGAUGCAGUGCAGGAAAUGACCCUUGACAGCAAGGAGAAGGGGUCAAUAUCAUCAGAGGAAUUAAAAAAGACUGAUGAUGAUGACGAUGAAGAUGAUGAUGAAGAGGCAAUGGAUAUGGAGGCAUUUGAACAGAGUGGAAUGUUGGAAGAGGAAGACAAUGCUGUCCUUGAUCCCUCUAGUAUUAGUGGACAGGACUCGGAGAAUGCAGGUGUAGAAAGUGGGAUACUACAGACCAGAACUUAUGAUCUCAAUAUCACAUACGACAAGUACUACCAGACCCCAAGGUUGUGGCUGUUUGGAUAUGAUGAGAAUCGCAAACCCCUCACUGUGGAACAAAUGUAUGAAGACUUCAGCCAAGACCAUGCAAAGAAAACAGUUACCAUGGAAAGCCACCCUAAUUUACCAGGGCCUCCUAUGGCAUCAGUUCACCCUUGCAAACACGCUGACGUGAUGAAGAAGAUUAUACAGAUGGUAGCUGAUGGAGGUGGAGACCUCGGGGUCCAUGUAUAUCUAAUGAUUUUCUUAAAAUUUGUGCAAGCAGUGAUUCCUACCAUAGAGUAUGACUUUACACGUGACUUCAGCAUGUGACCACUAAUCACCAUUAUGUGUAUCAUUUUACCAAACACAGGUCACAUGACAGUCAUACUUUUAUCAUGUGAUCAUAUGAUUAUGACUGAAGCUUGGAAAUUUCCAGAGGGAGUUUUAUUUUUACUUUGGUCAUAAAAUGGUUAUUGACUUUAUUAUUUAUUGUUACAUGGUAUGUUUGGGUACUUGCAUGGUUACUUGUACAGAGUGGACGUCCUACAUGUAUUAUCACAUCUGUGUAAAGUGUUCCUUUUAAAAUAACAGUUGCAUUAUAGGGGUACGGCAAAUACACAUGUUCUGCUAUCAUGUUUUCUUUAAGACAUACAUGUAAUGCUAUAUAUAUUUAAGAAAUAAUGAACUUGUUGAAUAUAAAGAA
Ostrea edulis (European flat oyster) is the source of this 1419-nucleotide messenger RNA. RefSeq names its product ubiquitin-like-conjugating enzyme ATG3. Gene Ontology annotation, biological process: autophagy of mitochondrion; nucleophagy; autophagosome assembly. The record is from RefSeq and is a predicted model, not a curated record. Bases 90 to 1046 code for a protein of 318 amino acids. The transcript has 10 exons. Gene Ontology annotation, cellular component: cytoplasmic ubiquitin ligase complex; cytosol. Gene Ontology annotation, molecular function: Atg8-family ligase activity. Lineage: Eukaryota; Metazoa; Mollusca; Bivalvia; Ostreida; Ostreidae.